AUGAAAUUGGACAUCAAGAAAACUUUCAGCAAUAGGUCUGAUAGAGUAAAGGGGAUUGAUUUCCACCCCAGUGAACCAUGGGUUUUAACCACGCUAUAUUCUGGUCGUGUAGAAAUUUGGAAUUAUGAGACGCAAACUGAAGUUAGAUCUAUACAAGCUACCGAUUCACCUAUAAGAAGUGGUAAAUUUAUUGCUAGAAAGAAUUGGAUCAUUGUGGGUUGUGAUGAUUACAGAAUCAGAGUGUUUAAUUAUAACACUGGUGAAAAGGUUGUCGAUUUUGAAGCACAUCCUGAUUACAUCCGUUCCAUUGCGGUACAUCCAACUAAACCAUAUCUGUUGUCAGGUAGUGAUGAUUUGACAGUAAAACUUUGGAAUUGGGAGAAAAAUUGGGCUCUAGAGCAAACUUUUGAAGGUCACGAACACUUCGUUAUGUGUGUGGCUUUCAACCCUAAGGAUCCAAGCACUUUCGCCUCUGGUUGCUUAGAUUCUACCGUUAAAGUUUGGUCGUUAGGUCAACCUACACCUAACUAUACCUUAACAACAGGCCAAGAAAGAGGUGUAAAUUUUGUAGAUUAUUACCCAUUACCUGACAAGCCAUACAUGAUCACAUCUUCUGAUGAUUUGACAGUUAAGAUCUGGGAUUAUCAAACAAAAUCCUGUGUUGCAACUCUGGAAGGACACAUGUCCAAUGUCUCCUUUGCAGUUUUCCACCCAACUCUGCCCGUCAUCAUUUCCGGUUCUGAAGAUGGUACCUUGAAGAUUUGGAAUGCUUCCACUUAUAAAUUGGAGAAAACUAUUAAUUUGGGAUUGGAAAGAAGUUGGUGUUUAGCUACUCAUCCAACUGGUAAGAAAAAUUACAUCGCUUCAGGUUUUGACAAUGGGUUCACAGUUCUUGCCUUAGGUAAAGAUGUCCCUACACUAUCCCUCGAUCCAGUUGGUAAGCUUGUGUGGGCGGGUGGUAAGAAUGCAUCACCCUCUGACAUUUUCACAGCAGUUAUUAGAGGUAAUGAAGAGGCCGAAGAGAGCGAACCAUUGCUUUUACAGACUAAAGAAUUAGGUUCCGUCGAUGUUUUCCCACAAAGUUUAGUACACUCUCCUAAUGGUAGAUUCGUUGCCGUUGUCGGUGAUGGUGAGUAUGUUAUUUACACAGCCCUGGCAUGGAGAAACAGAUCUUUUGGUAAAUGCCAUGGCUUUGUAUGGGGUCCUGACUCUAACAGUUAUGCAAUUGUGGAUGAAACCGGGCAAGUGAGAUAUUUCAAGAAUUUCAAAGAAGUUACUUCUUGGUCAAUUCCCUUGCAAUAUGGUGUAGAAAGAUUAUUCGGUGGUGGUCUUCUCGGUGCUAAAUCUGAUGGGUUUAUUUAUUUCUUUGAUUGGGAAAACGGUAACCUCGUUAGAAGGGUCGAUAUCAAUGCCCGUGACGUUAUUUGGUCCGACAAUGGUGAACUCGUCAUGAUACUCAACACUGAAGAAGGUCGUGGCGAUGAAGCUAGUGCUUACUCCUUAGCUUUCAACAAAGACGUUUACGAAGAAGCAGUUACCAAGGGUGAAAUAGAUGAGGACAACGGUGUUGAUGAUGCCUUUGAUGUUUUGCAUGAAUUGAAUGAAUCAAUCACUUCUGGUAAGUGGGUUGGCGAUGUCUUCAUUUGUACCACAUCCACUAACAGGUUGAACUAUUUCGUUGGCGGUAAGACUUACAACUUGGCUCAUUUGACCAAGGAAAUGUACAUGCUAGGUUACCUGGUUCGUGACAACAAAGUGUACUUAGCUGACAGAGAAAUUCACACUUACGGUUAUAAUGUUUCCUUAGAAUUGUUGGAAUUCCAGACUCUAACUUUGAGAGGUGAAUUAGAGGAAGCUAUGAACACCAUCCUACCUAAUGUAGAGAGUAAGGACACUUUAUCCAAGAUCGCUAGAUUUUUAGAAGGCCAGGAAUUAUACGAAGAGGCUCUAAAGACUUCUCCAGACACUGACCAAAAAUUCGAUUUGGCUUUGAAGGUUGGUCAACUAACGCUAGCAUAUGAAAUUUUGGGUGAAGAAGAGAGUGAACUGAGGUGGAGGUCACUUGGUGAUGCUAGUUUACAAAAAUACAAUUUCAAGUUGGCUAGCGAAGCUUACAUGAAGGCACAUGACUUAGAAUCUUUGUUCUUGCUGCAUUCUUCUUUCAACAACACUGAGGGCCUUCUAUCGGUUGCUAAGGAUGCUGAAGCUUUGGGCAAAUAUAACCUAUCUUUCAAGGCCUAUUUCAUAGCGGGUGAUGUGGAAAGCGCUAAAAACUUGUUGGUAAAACUAGGAAAAUUCCCUGAAGCUGCUCUGCUUUCAGUCACAUACGGUAUUGAGAGUGAUGGUGUAAAUUCCGUUGUUACCAAAUGGAAGGAAAGUUUGAAAGCUGAUGGAAAAACUGCGAUCGCCGAUAGAAUUUGCUUCAGUGAAAAGAAUGCACCCAACGCAUCUCCUCUUAUCGACAUAGACUCUGCACCAUCUGGUAAAGAAGAAACAGAUGAGCAAGCUUCUCCAGCGGAAGCAGCUGAAGAAGUCGUAAAUGAAGAUACUCAACCAAAGGAAUCACAGACCACUGAGGAACCACAGGAACCUACUGCUGCUAAACCAGAGGCUCCAGUAGAGAAAGAAGAAUCUCAAACAGAGGUUCCAACUCAGGAGGCAUCGGAGACUAAGGAAGAAUCCAAAAAGGAAUGA
Messenger RNA from Zygosaccharomyces rouxii, 2694 nucleotides. RefSeq names its product coatomer subunit beta' (gene SEC27). Gene Ontology annotation, cellular component: COPI vesicle coat. Gene Ontology annotation, biological process: intra-Golgi vesicle-mediated transport; intracellular protein transport; retrograde vesicle-mediated transport, Golgi to endoplasmic reticulum. The coding region runs from base 1 to 2694 and encodes 897 amino acids. The record is from RefSeq and is a predicted model, not a curated record. NCBI's taxonomy places the organism in Eukaryota, Fungi, Ascomycota, Saccharomycetes, Saccharomycetales, Saccharomycetaceae. The transcript is spliced from 2 exons. Gene Ontology annotation, molecular function: structural molecule activity; protein binding.